Messenger RNA from Calliphora vicina (urban bluebottle blowfly), 792 nucleotides. RefSeq lists its product as uncharacterized. Gene Ontology annotation, molecular function: zinc ion binding. The record is from RefSeq and is a predicted model, not a curated record. Lineage: Eukaryota; Metazoa; Arthropoda; Insecta; Diptera; Calliphoridae. Gene Ontology annotation, cellular component: nucleus. The transcript has a single exon. The coding region runs from base 110 to 724 and encodes 204 amino acids.
AAACAUUGCAUUUCUGAAGUACAAUUCACAAUUUCUAAUAUCAAUUUUUCAUAACAUAAAAAUUGUUUGUCCUGCCGUUUAGAAACUUAUACUGCAAAGUAACAUAAAAAUGGAAAUUUUUAAUAAUAAUUUGUGUAGAUCAUGUAAUAUAGAAAAACAAAAAUUAUUGAACAUACACAGCAACAGUCAAGCGUCACUAAAAUUGAUGUUAGAAUACUGUUUUCAAACAACUAUUACAGAUGAAUCUAAAUAUCCCAAAUUUAUCUGCUACGACUGUGUAAAACAAUUAGAAAUUUCAUAUCGAUUUAUGAAAAGAUUUCAUUUAGCACAAACUGAAUUUGAAGAAACCUAUAGCCAUUUACAAAGAAUCUGUGUAGACGUAAACGAUGAUUGUGUUACGGAACAUCCUAUUGACGAUACAAUUAACGAGGAGUUGGAAGGACACACAAUGAUGGCAUGUGAUGAUUUAGUUAAACAUUCAAUAAGUGCAGAUAAAAUUAUACAAAAAUCUCCUGAUAUCUAUUUGCCACUGAAUGAUACGAAACAUAUUAAACUGAUACACAAUUCUAAAGCUUCAACAAGUUCAUCGAUUAUAGAUUCUCCUUCAACGAACGAUAAUUUGCCGGCCAUAACAUGUUCGCUUUGUAAUAAAACAUUCUUUACCACAAAGGCAUUGAAUUUACAUUUAAAACUUAGUCACAAACAAAAAAUAUCUAAUUCUUAAAAAUAUACAUCUAUAUAUUCGACUUGUAUUUUUUAGCUUGCAAUAAAAAUCACUAUAUUUUUUUUUAA